AUGGAGUCGGACAAGGAGAAGCUAAGCACCUUCGCCAGUGACACGCAGCAGUUCCUGGAGCGGCACAACAGGUCUUUCGACCAAGUUCAGGUCACAGCCAUCAAAGAAACAAUCCAAAAAGAGAUUGCGAGCCUGGGGAGCACAAAUUCCUCGGAGGCGCGACGCGCCGCAGAGAUUCUUGGUGACAAGUGUGAAGACAAGAACUUCGACAGCUUGUAUAGGAAUGCCCUGCUGGAAGCAGGUGGCGUACAGCUGGCGGCGAAACUGCUCAGUGGCAAAGAGCCACAGGAGAUGGCCUCGCGGCUUCUCUUGAACCUCGUGAAAGCGGAUGAGAGUGCCAAACAGGCACUGCUCGAGGAGCCUUGUGCCAUUCAAUCUCUGGCAGAGGUUCUCAAGAAAGGCAACAGCAAUGCCCAGUCGUAUUCUGCUGCCAUCCUCCGAAAUGUGUCCGACGGCUCAGAAGCUCGCAGCAAGACGGUGGCCCAGCAAGAAGGUGUUGUUAAGGGGCUCAUCGGCCUCGUGACAGCCGUUAUCAACGACGCGGUGUCUCAGCGCCGAGCUACCGAAGCGCUGGCGAAUCUGGCAAGGUACAGCGGCAUCCAAGUGGGGAAGGAUGCCCUUAGCAAGCUGGUGCAGCUGCGGGCGUCUCGCGACGAGGAUCUGGUAGAAGCAGCAGCGGAGGCUUUGGAAAACUUGGGGAGCCACGCCGCUAACCUGGACGCCGUCAAGCAGGUGAACGAGGUUUAUGCCAAUGUGCAAAAGCUGAAGAGUGACAUGGCAUCGGAUGCUAGAGCAGCUGCAGAGGCGCUUCUCAACGCUUGUGAAGACGAAGAUGACGACGUCCUUGAACGCCUCGUGAUCAAACUGGGUGGCAUGGCUCCGGUCAUGAAGCUGCUGGAUGGGGCGGCGCAAGAACAUGCUGCAGGGCUUCUGAAGCUGCUCGUGAAUGUCGGCGACAGUGCCGUGCGGACACUGGUCGAGCAUCCCAGCGCCAUCCCUUCCUUGGUCAGGAUUCUCAAGAACGGCAGCGCCCCGGCCCAGGCUGACGCCGCGGGUGUGUUUCGCAACGCCUCCCACUCGGAAGCUUGUAGCAAGGCCAUGGCGGAGAAGGGCGCCAUCGAAGGGCUCGUGGACUUGUUGAGAUCACAGGGCCCGACCCGACAACGCAGAGCGGCCGGCGCCCUCGCAAACUUGGCGUCCCACAGCGAGGAGCUUCGGGCUGCCGUUGGGAAGGCCGGUGCCAUUGGCCCUUUGCUAGAGCUGAAAGCGUCGGAUCACGACGUGGCGGAAGCCGCUGCAGACGCCUUGGACAACUUGGGGUUGAACGAUGCGAACAAAGAGGAGAUCAAGGCCAGCGAGAAGACGGCACCAGCUGCACAGCCAGAGGCAGACAGUAAUGUUCGGCCUGCAUAUGCAGAAGCGCCCAAGAAGGUGGCAGAACAAGUGCAGGAGCCUGCAAAAGAGCAGAUGACCUCAGAAGCCUCUGCCAAGGAGGUGGGCUAUCCGAGCCCCGCGCCUUGCCCGAGCGUUGGCCUCCCCGACGGUGCGGGUGCGAGGCUGGCAAUGUUUUCCUUGCGCUUCGACAAUGGGCCUAUCGAGGCAAAGUUUCGCAGAAUACACCAACUAUUGAAGAACAGAAAUUUCAACGUGCUCAUGGUUGACGCCGAUGCUGGUGACAAUUUUGGCACGAUGACGAUGGAUUACUUGGACGAGCUUGUUGAGAACAAGGGGCUCAUGAUCGCAGUGUGCACAAAGCACUAUGGCGAGAAGACAGCGUCUCCGUACAGCUCCUUUCAUGAGCUGCGGUAUGCCCAGGAUUAUCAGCUGGACGUUUUACCACUGAAGGUGGCAGAUGUCUAUCCACCGCAGCCCCCAAGUGGCCCCGACCACAAGUACGAUCAGAAGGGAGAGGCCCGGAAGCUCCUUCGGAUGGUCUUGCGGCCCAAUAUCUCCUUCUUCGACUGCUGCAGCUUGAGUGAGCAGGAGAUUGCACUCAAGAUUGCCAACAGACUGUUGGGAAGGGGCCACGGUGUGUCGGGUCACGGCUGA
Symbiodinium sp. CCMP2592 is the source of this 2049-nucleotide messenger RNA. The record is from the annotation of a GenBank genome assembly. Lineage: Eukaryota; Dinophyceae; Suessiales; Symbiodiniaceae.